This is a messenger RNA of Ostrinia furnacalis (Asian corn borer), 1976 nucleotides long. RefSeq names its product rho GTPase-activating protein 15-like. The coding region runs from base 78 to 1019 and encodes 313 amino acids. Gene Ontology annotation, cellular component: cytoplasm. The record is from RefSeq and is a predicted model, not a curated record. Lineage: Eukaryota; Metazoa; Arthropoda; Insecta; Lepidoptera; Crambidae. The transcript has 6 exons. Gene Ontology annotation, biological process: regulation of GTPase activity; signal transduction.
CAAUGACGAUACAAAGUUUAUUAAAAUCAGUGCAGUGAUUGUUUAAAAAGUGUAGUGAAAAAGUGAAGACAUUUGCAAUGGAUUUUCAAAACUUUGAUGUUUUGUCGAUUACGUCAUUCUUCUAUCUGUAUAGCAUGGUGAUAAUGAGCAAAGCAAAGAAAAGCCCAACGGAAAAGACUUAUGCCAAACUGAAAGACAUUUUUGGAUCUCAUCACAAUCUAAGUCAGAAGCACCACGAUUUGAAAGUACACAAACCUGGUGGCAGCAGCAAUGAAGAUCUCAGUGACUCUACGGAGGCGUCCAUACAAAAGUCACAUGUGAGGAGUAUACUCAGAAAGUUCUUCCCGAAGAGACCAGCUAUGGAGGUGCUGGUGAAAAAAGGAAUCUACAAAGAUGAGCCGGUCUUCGGGCGGAAGUUGGAGGAGGUCUGUCCAGCCACCAGCCCUCGGGUGCCGGACUUCGUGGUGGCGUGUGUGAAAGAGAUAGAGAGCAGUGAGGAGAACAUGUGUACCGAUGGCUUGUACAGGGCCAGUGGGAACCUGAGCCAGGUGCAGAAGAUUCGGUUGGAGAUCGACCAGAACAACCUGUCCGUGAUGGAGAACAACACAGACAUCCACGUGCUGACGGGCUCGCUGAAGCUGUUCUUCAGGGAGCUGAAAGAGCCGCUCAUACCCUGCAGUAUGUUCGACCGGGUGCUCGCUGCUUGCUCAAUAAAACCAAGGGAAGCGAAGAUCAAAGAAUUCCGAGAUAUAGUCCAAGCUUUACCUCAAUGUAACAGAGACACCCUGAAGUACCUUUUAGAACAUCUUCUACGAGUCACACAGUACAGCGAACGAAACAGAAUGCACACGGCAAACUUGGCCAUCGUGUUUGGCCCAACCCUCCUCUGGGCGCCCGCGGAGCAAGCCCACAACAUCGCCAUCGACUGCAUCCAACAGAACAACGUCGUCGACAUCCUUCUUAAUGACUUCAAAGAGAUUUUCACCGAAGACAACCCCAAGGGGAAGAAGAAAGCGUGACUUUUACUCAACCGGCUGUCCCGGAACGAUAACUGAGCCCCCAAUGUAACUCUUCUUCAGCAUUUCCAAACUGGUACGAAGAAUGGAUGUUGCAACUGGAUUGUGUCAAAUACAAGUACCUAACAAUUUGAUCAACAAACUAUAAAAAGUGGCGUUAAAGUAUUUAUUAUGAAUCGAAACAGAUGACUUUUGGAAUGAGAAGUGGUCUGGGCUCUAUUUUAUUUAAAUUAGGGAAGUAGUUAUUCUACAAAUUAUAUCUUUAUAAAAUUGUGUACAUAGACGAUGUUGUGAUAUGAAUACGAAUAUCUGUGAAGGUGAAUGUUAAAAUCUAUGAAUUGAAUUAAAAUAUUUAUCAUGAUCUCUGUCACACACAAAAUCUAAAUUAUUUGACGUUAUUUCUAAUAUCGUGAAACUUGUCCAAAAUGUUUACAUCCAAAAACAGUGUUGUGAUUGUGAAGCAAUGUUACGUAAAGACUGUCAGAGGCUCUAGAAAUAAUAAUAUAUUCGUGUAAUUAUAUUAAAGAGUGUAGUGAUGUAUCGUGUGAUGUAGCCAGUAGUAUGGUAUAUCUUUAUUUACGGAACAUCAUUAUUUUGGGGCCAAAUCUGUAAAUAAGUGUGUCCUAUAGGCUUGAAGCCAGCUUGUAUUGUGUGCCUUAAGCUCUAGAUUAUGUCUGAUCAUGUAAAUAUUCAUCAUGGAUGAUUGAAUGUGAUAGUUUGGAGUGUUGUUAUAUCUAGUACCCUAUAUUUUAACUUUUAGGUAAUUCAUGCUUGCAAACGUGACGGUCUAGUCUUUAAUAUACCUAAUAACUGGACUUUUAACAUCAUAAAAAUUUAUUCAGCACCAUUAUUCGAAAUAAAACAUUAUAAAUACUCAAGUAAGCAAUCCGUAUAGAGGAAAUUAAAAUAAAAUUUAAGAAACGUAAUAAGCUAGAAACCAAAGUUUUGUAUUUUUUGGCU